UGCGGGCGAGAUUGGUGGGGGGUUCGUGCCGCUCACGACACACAACUUGUCAUUUCCAUCAGUCACCGUUUUUCCCCCGCCGCGACGUUUGGCUGCAGCAAGCCAAAUCCACUGCAUCCUCUUGCGCACGUUGGUUUUGGGCCGGUGUCAGCUGAGACGAUAUAAUGACAGGACACAAAGCACCUGUCCAUGCGCCGUUCCCCGUCGUCGGGACUAACGGCUGUUCCAGCGAUCCACAUGUGGCUGCUGUCGUGCCCGCCCGCAUGUCUGAGCAUCGUUCAGCCCACCGGCCUCAAGAUUGUCUGCCAGAUGCCCCAUGCAUGGCAGGAGCCCGAAAAUGGUGCUCGUCCCCGUGCUGUGCGACAAUUAUUCGACAUUUGGAUGGUGCACGCCCGAAGAUCCUCGGAGUCGCACAAACACCCUUCCAUGAUCCUUGGGAGUUCCCGCGCAUGCACCAGAGUGAUCAAAGGCCUCACGAUACAGCAGAGCAAAGCGCGGGCUCGGUUUCGGAUCCCAUCCACUGUCAGGCCACCAGAAAUAGGUUUGCGGCAACAAAGUUUUUCCGCAAGGAUAUGCCCUCAUGUUAAUCCCCGGUUUGAUGAAGAUGUGCAAGAGGGUGUUUUGAAUUUCGUAGCUUAACAAAUGGUAGAAGGCUUCCUUGGUAUGCCUCUGAAACUUGAGACGAAGCCGGAAUGGCUCCGGUCGAGUGUAACGAAAACGGCUGCAGUCGUUGACGCAGCUGUCGUGGCUGCC
Paraphaeosphaeria sporulosa is the source of this 753-nucleotide messenger RNA. RefSeq lists its product as uncharacterized. The transcript has a single exon. The coding region runs from base 190 to 639 and encodes 149 amino acids. Lineage: Eukaryota; Fungi; Ascomycota; Dothideomycetes; Pleosporales; Didymosphaeriaceae. The record is from RefSeq and is a predicted model, not a curated record.